Molecule: messenger RNA, 938 nt
Organism: Paramormyrops kingsleyae
Lineage: Eukaryota; Metazoa; Chordata; Actinopteri; Osteoglossiformes; Mormyridae
Source: RefSeq, a predicted model, not a curated record
AGCAGCUGGUGGUGACGGGUGUAGAUGACCCUGUCUAUGCACAUGCUGGGGAGGAUGUGACUCUCAGCUGCUCUGUGGACACCCAUGUUAAUGUGACAGAGCUUCAAGUGGAAUGGAAAAAGACAGACGAUGACGGUGACAUCUUGGUGCUUCUGUAUGAUGAUGGAGAGAACAGACCAGAGUCACAGGAUGGGAGAUACUCUGGAAGAGCUGAAUUCUUCACUGAGGAAAAUCCCAAAGGAAACUUCUCAAUGAAACUGAGGAAAGUCAGGACUGAAGACAAAGGAAAGUUCAGGUGUGAAGUCCACUCAGAUACUGAUUCUGCCAGUACCACUGCCAGGAUAGCAGCACUGGGUUAUUCAUCCCUGCAUUGGCUGAUUCUGGGGCUGUGCAUCGCUGUCACACCUGUAGUCUUACUUACUGGUGCUUUAUCUGUCAGCCAUUUAAUAAGGGGAGAUAAAAGCAAACAGGCUCUGUUGAGUCACUGGUCACAUGUCACAGUUCCACCAAUCAUGGUUUCCGCAGCAUUCAUCCUGUGGGGUGUAACUGAAGGAUCCACAGAAGAGGCUGUUACUUGUCCUGUCAUCAGUCUGCUGUAUAUCCUGGUGCUCUUUAAUAUGGCUCCAUAUCGGAAAUUAUUCACAGGGUCCUCCAUGGGGCAGAGUGGCAUUGGAGACGGCGCCGUGAAAGAGCCAGAGAGCACUGCAUUCAUCACCAAGCUCUUCAUGAAGGAACUGUUAGGGCAGAAGCAUAGCAGCAAGCUGGCCUGUUCACUGGAGGAGAUGGACCAGCACCUGAAGCAGAUGUAUAGCAACCCAGCAAGAGAUCAGGACUUGGGGGAGUGCAGCACACUGAUACAGCCAACCGAGGCAGCUGUGCAGUUUGACAUGUCAGACCUGCAGCUGAAAGAGGUUUCGAAGGUAAUCACGAGAGAAUGA